CCUCCCAAUAGGCUACAGAGUAACCAGUCUGCCUCGUGUAUCCAAAUUGCUCAGUCCGUCUGGCUACUUUGUCGCCCCUUCCGCACUUCCUUUUGCGGCUGUUCCUAUGAUUUAUUGACGUUCUUUUAGCCGUUCCCUUCUGACCUUGUUUCUCCAUCCCGGGAGCGUCCAGAACCGCUUCUCUUCUGGGUCUCAGUUUCCCCAUCAGCACAAGCCCUGGAUGCUCUCACCUGCACAAAGCGGGGAUGAACCAGACGAAGGGAAGGGGAUAAGCAUUUAUUAAGCUCCAAUGGUGUGCCAGGCACUCAAUCCGGUACCUUGGCUGGCCCACCUCCUGGCCUCAGUGUCCUCUCCAGAACAAGGAACGGCAGGCCUGGGUGAUCUCUAAGGUCUUUUUCAACGCUAAACCUCCUUGCCCCGGGCCUCAGUUUCCCCGCUUGCACAAAGAGCGGAUGGGAUAGUUAGGGGUUCCUUCCUCCCCUUGGGGCAGCUUGGCCUGUGGAACACUCCGUAGAGAUCGUUAAACAGUCACAACCGUCGCCCGCAGCUACCUCCCACCACCCCCCUCUCCCUGCCGCCGCGAUCGCCUCCCCCUCCUUUCCUUCCUCCUCCCUCCCCUCCCCCGAGUACACGGGGUCCGGCCGGUUCCAGGGGAAGCCGGGUGGGAGUGGAGGGGGCGGGGCACUUAGGUCGAGCACAGCCAAUCCGAGCUCUCCGCUCCUGGUCCGAUCCUCUCUGAGCCUCGCCAUUGGGCGGCGCCUGGGUCUCGGCCCACCGAGCCCUGGGGAGGCCGAGCCAAUCGGGCAGCGGAUCGGGGCCCGGACCGGCUCCGGGCUGGGAGUGUCGACGGGCCUGGGCGGGGCAAAAGGAGGGCGCGAGCGGCGCGAGGCCGGCCCGGGCGCUCCUCCCCAAUCCGCGCGCCGCGCUGCAGCCUCCGCCGCUGCCGCCACUGGGGAACCUCCUGCAGCAAAGCUCUGCUCGGCCGGUCCCCGGGAGCCCGCCGCCUGCACAAGAUCCCCCGGAGCCUGCAGCGCGCGCCGAGAGAACGCCUCCAGAGUCCGCAGCCUGCGUGCGCCCCCUGCGCGCGCGGAGAGAACGCCCCCGGGAGCCUGCAGCGCGUUCCCAGCGCGGGACGGGAUGGAGCCAGCGGUGUCCCUGGCAGUGUGCGCGCUGCUCUUCUUGCUCUGGAUCCGGGUGAAGGGGCUGGAGUUCGUCAUCAUCCACCAGCGCUGGGUCUUCGUGUGCCUCUUUCUCCUGCCGCUGUCCUUCAUCUUCGACAUCUACUACUACCUGCGCGCCUGGGUGGUGUUCAGGCUCAACAGCGCGCCGCGGCAGCACCGCCAGCGGGUCCAGGACAUCCAGAAGCAGGUGCGGGAAUGGAAGGAAGAAGGAAGCAAGACCUUCAUGUGCACGGGCCGGCCCGGCUGGCUCACCGUGUCUCUGCGGGUCGGGAAGUACAAGAAAACCCACAAAAACAUCAUGAUCAACCUGAUGGACAUCCUGGAAGUGGACACCAAGCGGCAGAUUGUCUCUGUGGAGCCUUUGGUCACUAUGGGCCAGGUGACGGCGCUGCUCAAUUCUGUGGGCUGGACUCUGCCCGUUCUCCCAGAGUUGGAUGACCUCACAGUAGGAGGCCUCAUCAUGGGCACCGGCAUCGAGUCCUCGUCCCAUCGCUUCGGGCUGUUCCAGCACAUCUGCACGGCCUACGAGCUGGUCCUGUCCGACGGGAGCUUCGUGAGGUGCACCCCGACAGAGAACUCGGACCUGUUCUACGCGGUGCCCUGGUCCUGCGGCACGCUGGGCUUCCUGGUCGCCGCCGAGAUCAGGAUCAUCCCCGCCAAGAAGUAUGUGAAGCUGCGGCUGGAGCCCGUGCGCGGCCUCAAGGAGAUCUGCGCCAGGUUCACCGAGGAGUCCCAGAGGAAGGAGAACCACUUUGUGGAAGGCCUGCUGUACUCCCUGGAGGAGGCGGUCAUCAUGACGGGCGUCAUGACCGACGACCUGGAUCCCAGCAAGUUGAACAGAAUUGGUGACUACUACAAGCCCUGGUUCUUCAAGCAUGUGGAGGAAUACCUGAAGAAAGACCAGAAAGGGCUGGAGUACAUCCCCUUGCGACACUACUACCACCGCCACACCCGUAGCAUCUUCUGGGAACUCCAGGACAUCAUCCCCUUCGGCAACAAUCCCAUCUUCCGUUACCUCUUUGGCUGGUUGGUGCCUCCCAAGAUCUCCCUGUUAAAGCUGACUCAAGGCGAGACCCUGCGCAAAUUGUAUGAACAGCACCAUGUGGUACAAGACAUGUUGGUCCCCAUGAAGGUGCUGGAGAGCGCCAUCCAGACCUUCCACAAUGACCUCCAUGUCUAUCCCAUCUGGUUGUGCCCAUUCAUCUUGCCCAGCCAGCCAGGCAUGGUCCACCCCAAGGGGGAUGAGACAGAGCUCUACGUGGACAUCGGGGCCUACGGAGAACCACGGGUGAAGCACUUUGAAGCCAGGUCUUGCAUGAGGCAGAUGGAGAAAUUUGUCCGAAGUGUGCAUGGGUUCCAAAUGCUGUACGCCGACUGCUACAUGAACCGGGAGGAGUUCUGGGAGAUGUUUGACGGCUCCCUGUACCACAAGCUCCGGAAGGAGCUGAACUGCAAAGACGCCUUCCCUGAGGUGUUUGAUAAGAUCUGUAAGGCCGCCCGGCACUGAGGCUUCCCGUCCCCCAACCCCGCCAGGCCCUGGCACCCCCUGGGCCUCCCCCUACCCGGGGCCAGGCUCCGCUGCUCUGCCCACCCGUCCGCCUUCUUUGAAAUCGCCUUUCUCUUCAGACGAAAAGGAUCCGCCUCCUCCGGCCAGCCCCGCUCGCAGACCCAUGGAACAUCCCCGGGGGCGGCUCCUGACCAGAAGAGGCUUGGGCAGGUGCCUUCAGGAGCCGCCCCGCGCGUGCCCGGUGGCCUCUGGGAAAGUGGGGAGCGCCCGAUGGCCGGGAGCCCUUCUGGGGGCGCAUCCCGCCCUCCUGGCCUCCCGCCAUCUUCCCAAGCCCGGCCUCACCCAGGCAGCAUUGAAUGAAGGACCCCCCGGCCCCAGGGAAACGGAUCCUUCCCCAGAGCCCACUGCGGCCGUGUCCAGGCCCCCGCGGCUGGAGCCAGCCAGCCAUCAGUGCCUUGCACGGCGUGGGCACUUCGUGCUUGGGGAGCCUCUGGCGGCUCUGGGGCCGAUUCCCUCAGGGAGUGGGAAGCUCUAGAGGCUGUGGGAGUGCCGCCGCUCCCCGCGCUCUCCAUCCUCCCCGAAGGCUGCCGUCGGCACGGCGGGGCAGCCUGGGUCCGUGCCGGCCUGCUCUGGGGAGCUGAGGAGCUGGCCCGGGGGCCCGGGGGCUUCUGGGGCGACCCCCGCACGACAUCAUCCGACAGUAUUCGCUCACAGCUUGGCCCACUUUGAGUUGUCCCCCCCCCCCCCCCCACCUCCUCCAGCGGCUGACUACGGUUCAUUUCAGUGCCUUACAGAAAUCUGAAGCCUGGCGAGAACUUGGAACGGUUCUUGUCUUCCCUUCCCCGGGGAGAGGACCCCCAAAGGUACCCCAGCCCUUGGCCCGAUUCACCAAGAUUCAUCCUUAUUUAUGCAAAGCUCAGCUUAGGGGCUCUCUGGAACGAGGAUUCAGACCGGAGGGGGGGGGGGGGUCCCAGCAGAACCGGCCAGCUGACCCCCUGACACUCCUGAUGGGGCUUGAAUGGCUGUUCUCAGCAUUUCCUCCUCCCUCCGGCUGCGAAGGCGGAAAGAUGGCCCAAAGGGCCCGGAACGUGGCCGCCUCGCGCGGUCCUCGCCGGAGGCUCUGCCCAAGCUGGUGGCCGCUUCCAUCGCGCUACAGUCUGCUCUCAAAGCAUUCUGCCUUGUGUCUUAACCAUACAUUCUAUGCAUCGCUUAGGACAUUGUGGGCGCUCUGGCAGGAAAGGGAUGACCCUGGCCCCAGCGAGGCCUCGCCGCAGGGCUCGGUUCCCUGCUUAGCCCAUGAUUCUACGGGUCGUAGAGGAGAGGCUACCGGCAGGAGUGGAGCCCAGCCUCGUGCGCAGGCUCUCUCGGACGCUCUGGAGUAAAACCAGAAACCGCCGUCUUUGAACCCUACCGAGAAGUCCGGCUCAGCCAAGGUGACCAGAAGCCUCCAAGAGCCCUCCGAUUCUGAGUGUGGCAUCCGGAAUCGAGCGUGGUUUGUUGUAGAAUUUGCCUCAGGUUCCUGCUUCGUCUCAGCGUAACUCCCUGAGUGUCCUUGGCCAAGUCACUUAGAGCCUCUUCCGUAGCAUGAGGGGCUCAGCCCGAGCCCAGCCUCAAGGGCUCCUCCAGCCCCAGGGUUCUGCAAUGGCAUAUCCUUCGAGCUUUGGCAUUCCCUGUUCUAGACCCCUCCCGGCGCUGCCAUUCCUUCCAGCUCUGCCUUUCCUGUUCCCUGAGGUCUCUCCCAGCGUGGACACAUCCUGUUUCUAAGGCUGAGGUGUCAGAACUGGAGGCCAAUUGCUGUAAAACUCUGGAGGGGGGCCCAAACCAGAUUAAAAUGGAAUUGGGGACUUUUUUAACCAAAAAAAUAAAAAUACCCCAAAGAUCAUGUUCAUUCGUGACUUCCUAAGUCCUUAAUGCAGCUUGCGGAGUUUGACACCCCUGCCCGAAGGUCCCUCCCAGCUCCGACAUUCUCCGUUCCAUCUCUCAUGGUCUGCUUGUGAACUCUUAUUUUCGCACUGACAUUCUGUUCUGACCUUUUGGGUUUCGGAGCUCCCGUUCAACGGAGACAUUCUAGUCUGGGAAAUGCUAUGCAGGAAGAUGCAGCACACUGAAUCCAACAUGAGCCAUCCGUGCUUAGGGAGCCCCCUCCCCCGGACUUGCUCCUGUGUCCUGACGUUCGAAUCUGGGGCAGAAAGCGUGCAUGUGAAGAGUGAUGCCGUGGCAGCCACCAGAGUGGUUCGGCCACCCCACUAUUUCUUGUGACUGGUGUAAGAAUUUCAGCAGUUUCUUUUAUGGCAAAAAUGAGUCAUUUUAAUUGUGGGGAUGAGGUGGGGGGAGGACUACUGAUCAGGUUGUGGCGAAGAGGCAGCAGAGCUUGGGAGAGGCCCCUCGGGCUCGCAGAGCUGGGGGAGCCACAGUGAAGAAGCCCGACUGUUCUUCCCACCUCCCCAACGUGUUUGUGUGACUGUUGUCCAAAUAAAGUAACCCAGGAACCA
This is a messenger RNA of Monodelphis domestica (gray short-tailed opossum), 5180 nucleotides long. It is a transcript of the gene DHCR24, whose product is annotated as 24-dehydrocholesterol reductase. Gene Ontology annotation, molecular function: FAD binding; Delta24(24-1) sterol reductase activity. Lineage: Eukaryota; Metazoa; Chordata; Mammalia; Didelphimorphia; Didelphidae. The record is from RefSeq and is a predicted model, not a curated record. Gene Ontology annotation, cellular component: cytoplasm; membrane. Gene Ontology annotation, biological process: steroid metabolic process.